Messenger RNA from Aspergillus nomiae NRRL 13137, 1836 nucleotides. Its product is annotated as ABC transporter. The transcript is spliced from 2 exons. The record is from RefSeq and is a predicted model, not a curated record. NCBI's taxonomy places the organism in Eukaryota, Fungi, Ascomycota, Eurotiomycetes, Eurotiales, Aspergillaceae. The annotation marks the transcript as partial. Gene Ontology annotation, molecular function: ABC-type transporter activity; ATP binding. Gene Ontology annotation, biological process: transmembrane transport. Gene Ontology annotation, cellular component: membrane.
AUGAAGGACCAUUGGCUCGACGCCUCCUUCGAGGCUGUCUUGUGCCCAGCCGUCAUCUUAGUGCUGACCAUCCCACAUAUUCGCCACGUCUUCAAACAGCUUUCAACUACAGAUAGGCAAGGUUAUGGCCUGGUAAGUGGCUAUGAAGAUGAAGAUGGAAUGGCAACAGAUAAGUCCGAGAAAGGAACCUCGGAUAUUACCCAGAGAGUUAUCCUAUUCAUCACGGCAGUUGUUGCUGUGUUGACUGCAUUGUUGUCAUCCCUGAAUGCGACAAGCCAUGAUAGCUCACCACCAGGGAUCGAACAAUGGCUACAGUUCUCCGCUUGGGCUCUGCUGCUCGUUCAAGAAUGUAUCGUCAUCUCUCGCGCCUUACCCCAAGAGAGGUAUGACCUAGGGAUCUGGAGUACCAUUUCCGCUCUUCUGCUCAGCAUCGCAGGAGUCUUUCUGGAUGGUUUGUGGACCAACCCCAAUGCAUCAGGGUCGAGUAUAUCCUUGGCUGCUGUCAAAUUCACUGCGGGAAUCAUCCUAUCCUUUGCCAACAUUUCUUUUUCCCGUCGACCAGAGGUAUAUUUAGGGAGCAAGCCAGUCGAUCGUCAACGGACCGUUUCCUUUCUCAGCAGAUACACAUUCUCGUGGCCAGUGCCCAUUUUGUCAAAAGCCGCGCGGAACAAACAACUUGAACCCGAAGACUUCCCUGCAAUAGGGUAUGAGGUGCGCGCACGAACCUUGUAUGAUCGUUGGCUUUCUUGCACCCACCCCAAAUUAUGGAGGAAAUUAUUGAAAAUUUACCGGACAACCUGGAUCGUUCAAGUCGCCAUCCAACUGCUUACUGCGGUGGCACAUUUCCUGCCUCAAGCUUUGUUGUUCCUUACCCUUCGUUUGCUCGAAGAGCGUGAUGCACACGCAGACAAUCAGAAACAACUGUGGAUCACGACGGUCGGUCUCGGCGGAUCCCUUUUCAUAUCAUCUUGGCUGGAGUCGUUGCUGCAAUGGGUGGUAUCUAUGGAGCUAGAAUUGCCGAUCCGAGAGCAGCUAUCUGCAGCUAUUUUCAGCAAAGCACUCAGGAUAAAGGAAGUUGUGAAUGUGAACUCACAUGAUUGCUCUGAGAGUAAAGCAUCAUCUAGCGAGUGUGGUGGUGAUGAUGAUGAUGAUGAUGAUGAUGAUGAAGAUGGCGAGGAUGGCCCACCAAAAACGAAACAAUCCAUGACCAACCUUCUAGGGGUAGACGCUGUGACAAUUGCAACUUUUGCAAAAUUCAGCCAUACCCUCCUAGAUACCAUCAUUCAGUUCAUUCUUGCUAUCGCCUUUCUUACAAACAUUCUGGGUUGGAUGCCGGUACUGUGGGCUUGCACGGUCCCAGCGGUAUUGAUUCCGGUGAAUUACGUUCUGGCCCAGAAAUACAGCAAAGCAGAGGAUGCGCUCAUGACAGCAAGCGAUCGAAGAAUGGCUGUCUUAUCUGAGAUGCUACAGGGCAUUCGCCAGAUUAAAUUUGAUGCCCAAGAAGAUCAAUGGAACAGCAAGGUGCAGACUCUACGUUCCAACGAGAUCAAGAGACAAGACCGGGUUUUCCAGUUCAAUCUCGCACUGAUUGCCGUAUGGUCUUGUGGUCCCCUUUGCAUGAGCUUGAUUUCACUAGCAACCUAUUUCGUGGCCAACAGGACUCUAUCUCCCUCCGUUGCCUUCACGGCCCUCUCCGUUUUUCAAAGCUUAUCGGCCACACUUUCCAACUUCCCAGAAACAAUCAGUGACUUAAUGAAUGCCAUGGUGAGCGCGCGACGCAUCGAACAAUACCUUGAGUUACCGGAACAUAAUAAUUGCCACACAGAUGGGGAGGCA